Molecule: messenger RNA, 2165 nt
Organism: Lethenteron reissneri (Far Eastern brook lamprey)
Lineage: Eukaryota; Metazoa; Chordata; Hyperoartia; Petromyzontiformes; Petromyzontidae
Product: WASH complex subunit 1-like
Biological process (GO): endocytic recycling; retrograde transport, endosome to Golgi; exocytosis
Cellular component (GO): WASH complex; recycling endosome; early endosome
Molecular function (GO): actin binding; alpha-tubulin binding; gamma-tubulin binding
Source: RefSeq, a predicted model, not a curated record
CACCAUGGCGCAGCUCGGCGCGAGCGGCGGUGCUAGCGGGGAGGCGCGCGUGGCUCCGGCCGCGGCGCGCCAGUGGUGCGGUGGCGGCGACGGUGGCGGCGAGGCGCAAGUUUACCGCGUGCCGAUCGUGCAGCCCGACCUGCGACGGGAGGAGACGGUGCAGCACAUCGCCGAUGCGCUCGAGGCCCUGUCGCGCAUCUCCAUCGACAUCUUCUCACGGCUCUCGCAGAGGAUCGAAGAGAACAGGAGCCGGCUGCAGGGUCUGGACACACGCCUCUGUCUGGCCCAGGCCAAGAUUGACCACAUGAAGGGCAGCAAAAAGGCCAUCAAGGUUUUUUCCAGCGCCAAGUACCCGGCGACAGAGGGGCUCGACGACUACGUGUCGGUGUUCACCGGCGCGGGAGACGGCGGCGAGGUGCGGCGCCCGCGCUACAAGCUGCAGAGCAAGCACCGCGUGCUGGAUGAGCGAGCCGUCAAGGAGAAGCUGCAGAUGUACCACGUGGGUGUGAGCCGCAGGCGACGGCAAGGCGACGAAGAGGCCGAGGAGGGGCUGGGAGGUCUCCCGCGCAACAUCAACUCCAUCAGCUCCCUGCUUCUAUUCAGCACUGCUGAGAACCCGUACAAGAAGUACGUGAUGCUGGACCCGCUGUCGGGCGCCGUCACCAAGACACGCACGGCUCUGCAGGACGAGGUGUACAAUGGACCCGGGGAGGCGCCCAUCUCCAUCGCACAGCGCGAGCAGAUGGAGCGCAUGACCUUGGAGAGCUACUUCUACGUGCCGGACCUGGGCCAGGUUCCCGAGAUCGAUGUCCCGUCGUACCUGCCCGACCUUCCCGGCGUGGCGGACGACCUCGCCUACACGCUGGACAUGGGCCCCAGCAUCGCGCCCUCCGCCAUCUCGGCGGCCAGUCUCCCUGAACUGCCCAACUUUGAGCCGGGGCCCGGCGAUGGCCUGCUGCUGCCGGUUCCCUCCGGGGCUGCACCCCCUCCGCCUCCGCCGCCUCCUCCACCUCCUCCUCCCCCGGGGCCUCCGUCCGGGAUGCUCCCACCGGGCCCCUCGCCCGGAAUGGCCGGCGGCGGUCUGCCGGGCCCACCGCCUCCGCCGCCCCCACCGCCGCCUCCACCGCCGCUCUCCGGCCCGGCUUCCGGCACAGACGUCCCUCAGCCGGCGCUCGGGGUUUUGCAGGGCGCCCCGAGCGAGAUAGCGCAGCCCUCGGGGAACCGGGCCAACCUGCUGGAGUCGAUCCGCCAGGCCGGUGGCAAGACGUCCCUGCGCAAGGUGAAGGAGCGCAAGUUCGAGAAGAAGAAGCAGAAAGAACAGUCAGCGUCUGGCGUGGCGGCGGGAGGUGACCUGAUGUCCGACCUCUUUAACAAGCUCCAAUUGCGUCGUAAAGGCAUCUCGGGCUCCAAGGCGAGUGGCGGGGAUGCCUCGACGGCCGCGGGGUCGUCGUCGUCGUCGUCCGGGGCAUUUGCCCGCAUGGCCGACGCCAUCCCGCCCCCUCCGGCCGUCGCGGGGGGGAGCGGCAGUCCCGGAGGCGGCGGUGGCGGCGAGGAGGACUGGGCUGACUGAGACUGCACCCCCCUGCACCACCCACACCCCCCCCCCCCCACACCGGGAUCUUACCGGGUGAUGGGCGGCACGCCGGAUAAUCCCGCCACCUUCGCACCCCCCCACGUUGCCGCGGCGUAUCCAAUCGAACGGGAGGAGGAGGGGGGGGCGGCGAAAGCUUUUGUCGGCUCGCGACGGCCAAACAUUAAAAGUGGAGGAGCACUUUCCGCGCGCAGGUGGGCCCCCGAGCGGGAAAUCCGCCGGGCUGCUCAUUGAUUUCCGAUGCCUGUGAGGGCGCCGCUUAGUUUCGGGGGUGGGGGGGGGGGGGUGUGAUAUUGCACCUCUGCCGCUCGUCUCCGCGCGAGGCUUUUGAAGCUGCUGUUCUCGCCCCCCGGUGUCGCGGAGAACGAUUGGAUGCUGUGGUGCGCAGAGUUCCUGCGGACGGCGUAGAUCCCGCAGCCGUGCUUCCUGCGCAGUCUUACGUUUAAAGCACCCAAUUGGCACUGCCGCCUCGACAAAGCCGCGUUCGUGCCGACAUCAUCAUCGGCAUCAUCGACAUAUUCUUGGGUUUUUUCGGUUAAGUCACGUAGGUAAAAAUUUAAAAUCAAAAUUAAUA